Molecule: messenger RNA, 3329 nt
Organism: Wyeomyia smithii (pitcher-plant mosquito)
Lineage: Eukaryota; Metazoa; Arthropoda; Insecta; Diptera; Culicidae
Exons: 5
Coding region: 1063-3144 (693 amino acids)
Source: RefSeq, a predicted model, not a curated record
AAGAAGAAGUGCAUAUUUUUUACAAUUUUUCAUCUUCAUAUCUCGAUAUCUCAGGUAUAGUACCUGCUACAGCCUUAAAAUUUGGAACCUUGCUUAGUUCGAGUGUCUGCUUUCUAUAAAAAAAAUAUAGAGAAAGGAUAGAAAGGAUCGGCGACAGUUACUUUUCCGAUUUUUAUCCGCCACUGGCUCAAUUCACGCUCAACAAAACCUUUCUGACGAUGCCAUAUUUCUAAAUUAAAUCAUCUUAGUGUCGCUAACGGGCUUAUGAAAUCAAUUUUAUCAUGCCUCAGUUUUCAGAAACACCAACCCACAUUUCUGUUCAGUAAGCCAAUCGCUACGAACAAUUUACAAACUGGUAGCAUUCGAUAUCUUUUGUGUCGAUAAAAAUAGCUUCUUAGCUCGAGCAUGGAAGCCUACAGUCGGUAACGCCUGCGAGUGUGUAUUUUCCACAUGCCAUUGUCGUCGUUACUGUCGUAGCUUUGCUCUGCUGCAUUGAUAAGAUAAAACACUCGGCAGAAAGUGUAGCAGAUAACGAACGCCAGGUUACAUCCAUAAUACACACCUUUAUUCCGCGUUUUCUGUACGACUCGAAGACACACGAUCGCGUGAUAGCAAAAUUUCCUGAACACCAAAUUAACAACCAAGGUUUAUAUUUCCUCAUUUUGACUUGUUGUGUCUUUUCUCGGUAGCAGCGCGUUUAGAACGCGUCCACGUAGCUGUGCAGAACUACCGUGAAUUUUGUCGAAUUAUCAUUCAAGUGCAAAACGCUGCGGGUUAGACGGCCAGUGAAGGUGACACACGAGUGCAAUUCAAACAUCUUAUCGUCGACAUCAUCAUCAUCGUCCUCGAGUCUGUUCGUGAAGCAAGAAAAAAAAAACAACACUGGCAUGAUAGCACUGCAAUCGACUUAAGAAAUGAGUGAUGGCCUAAAACAGUGAGGCACAGUUUCGUAGUUUUAUGACGAAGAGUGUUGCAAAAGUGCAAAUUGAUUUGAAAAUUAGCACCGCGCAGUGAGUGUUGACCAAGCUUUAGACGCGUUGGCCGUAACAGAAGAAAACGAAUAUGUCCUACUCGUAUAACACGACCGGUCGAUCUAGCAGCCAGACGUCGAUCUACGACUACCCGGAGCACUUGAAUCCGUUCUACGAAGAUGAGAACCACAAGCGGUUGCGCUUCUGGAAUUUCAGUAGUCAGCGAUCGGACAAGCCUCGGUCGGAGCGCCGUGGCAGUCUGGUCAGCAUCAGAGAUGGACUGCGUGAUAUGUGGGAAUUCAAAACAUUUCGUAUAAAAAAGAAGCGCUCGUCAUCCUUGGGGGUCAGCAAAACUUCAGAAAGCCCUCCGCCGCUUCGCCGAGAUGAUCAUGAUUCACAUUACCAUACCAUCGGUAAUGCAUCCGCGUAUAGAAGUACCAUCAAUACUGUAGGAUACCGACCAGGGUAUUCGCAAUCUAGUUCCAACACACCAUUGUUCGAAAGAAAUACACGCUACCGUGGUUCACUCCAGAAUAAUUCGAAUGAUAUCGGGAUUGGUCUUUCUAGAAAUGAUCGCUACCGUAGCACAAUUCAAAACGGUUUUGCGACUUACAGUGGGGGAUCCAUGGUGACGUCCACACCGCGCUCCCGAUAUGCUGCUCAAGGGACCACCCGAUAUGGAAUGAAUGCUGGAGUACCCCAAUCUAGUCUCAAAUCUACAAACCCUUUCGAAGAGGAUGAAGAUGGCAAUGUUAUUACCGAAGCCUAUGUCAGCAGCAAUGGUGUAGUUCGCAUGCGCCCGCGUAAGAAGCGACGUGCGCCACCUCCUCCUGUACAUAAGUUGUUGAGUUCCUCAAACGAAUCAACCGGUGACGCGGCCUUCAGCACACGAUUGAAGAUCAAAGAAUCAACCCCUCUGGAAAGCUCUGAGGAUAUCGACAAACUUACCAACCUUACAGCUGAAAUCGAAUCGUUUGUUCAAACAACCUCGAAUGAUGAUGUUACCUCUAGUUCAAUUGAACAAACUCAAUCCCAAGUUAGACCCUCACCAAGUGCUACCAGCAACACGGAACCUAAACUCAAAAUAGUUGAAGAAUCCGAACAGCUAUCCGUUGAUAAAACCACAGAAAUAUCAACGUUACCUGAUAAGAUCCAGGAAAAACCAGUAGAUCAACCGAGUGAAUCGUCACAGACUGAGGAAUCAACCGCUAAAACAAAUUCUCCAAUACCCGAACCAGUUGAACAGAUAUCCCAACUCGAGGAACUAAAAAUAAUCGAAGAAUCGAAAUGCGUAACUGCUCCACAGCCAUCACCCCGCGCUAAACCAUCACCUCCACCGGUGCCGAGGGCCACUCCAGUCACAGAAGAGGUUGACCUCGAAAAUGUCUCACUCCCGGAGACUCCAGUGCCAGCACGUCGCUUCAACAAGAAUCGCACCCAAGCGCAGACCAACGGUAAUGUUUUGCAAAUCAUUGAAACUUCCAGCUCGAAUACAGCACCCGCUGUUGACGAGGAAGAGAACAUGCAAUCUAAGGCAGUUAAAAACGUUAACUACGAGUUCGAGUAUAAGGUGCAACCAAUAGUUACCGAAAUUGACGAGAAGAUCGGCACGGCUCGUAUGAAAAUCAGUGAGUCAACAGGAGAUAUAAAUUCAGUGCCGACUACCGGAGGCGAGCGACGUCGUUCCGUUCGAGACAUAAUCGAAUCCAUCAAUAAAAGUCAAAGUUUACUGAAGGUGAACCAAGAUGCCACGGGCACUUUGCACGCGGCCCAGUCUACCGAUAGUAUCAACAGAAACAUGAGAGAGUUGAGCGAACGGGAACGUGAGUUGCAAGUUCUCAUUAACGAAAUGGACUCUCACUUUAGCAAACAAAAGCCCGCGGCGCCAGCCAGAGACCGUGGCUCUUAUUACGAUAACGUUCCGGAUGACGCAGAUGAUGGAAACACAGAUAAUCUGCUGAGUAAUUCGGACUUACGUUCGAAGAAAAGUCCGACAAAGUCACUUGGUAUCGAAACGAACGAUGAGGGACAGUUCAAGGACUGCAUUGAUUGGAACCCGUUACCGAAACCGCGAAGAAGUCGACAUUUUCCGGAGCCUGCGCAGCAAAUACCAGUAGGAGGAAGCAUUCUAGCGAAUAUUGAUCACAAUAAUAACGGAACUAGCAAAAGUUAGCUCAUGAGAAAUAAAGUUCGCUGCUUUCGGAAGAAUAUUACGUAAAAUAUUUAUUUAAAACAAUGGGCUGUCAGUUUCUUUUGGUGUGUCAGCGAAUCAACUGAAGCUAUUUUUGUCUGUUAGGGAUUGAAGUUAUUGUUAAUUGUUACCAUCUGCAAUAAAAUAUUUAGCUAAUACUUUUGAAA